Molecule: messenger RNA, 567 nt
Organism: Blepharisma stoltei
Lineage: Eukaryota; Ciliophora; Heterotrichea; Heterotrichida; Blepharismidae
Source: the annotation of a GenBank genome assembly
AUGGUAAGCACCCGAAGCCAAAAAAACAAGGAAAAGAAGCCUGACUUAUCCAAGCCAAUAAAAGCUGAAAAGGUGUCUACAGAUAAGAAAAAAUCUCAAACAAAACAAGUGAAAAAUCAAGCAAAAGAAGAAAAGAAAAAAGAAAAAGAGACUGUCCAAAAUGAUCAGAAAACAGCAUCAUCUCAAGUAACCGUGAAAAAUCCGAAGCCAAAACAAAAAGAACCGAAAAAACCAGCUAAAAUGCUAGGCUAUACCGCAGAUCAAUAUGCAAAAUACAAAGAAUUAAUACAGGAAAAUAAAGAUAAAAGCAAUGAAGCACUUAAAGAGAUCUUAAGGAAAAAUGAGCAAAAGGUAUCAGGGUCUAAGUAUGAAUUGGCUGACAGAGUUGCUGAUGGAAUGGUACUCGGAGCUAUCCCGAAAUGUCCAAAUUGCGGAGGUGGAAGGCCGAAAUUUGACUUUAUGAAAGGAACUUAUUAUUGCCCUGGGUAUAGAGACGAUGUAGAUUUUGUAAACUGCCACAAGACAUACACCCUUGAUCAACUUCCCAGAAAUUCAUGGGUUUUAUAG